This is a messenger RNA of Lates calcarifer (barramundi perch), 6911 nucleotides long. RefSeq names its product polymerase (DNA directed), alpha 1 (gene pola1). Gene Ontology annotation, molecular function: single-stranded DNA binding; chromatin binding; DNA replication origin binding. Lineage: Eukaryota; Metazoa; Chordata; Actinopteri; Centropomidae. The record is from RefSeq and is a predicted model, not a curated record. Gene Ontology annotation, cellular component: alpha DNA polymerase:primase complex. Gene Ontology annotation, biological process: DNA replication; leading strand elongation; mitotic DNA replication initiation.
UUUCCCCGGGAAGACGAUUUGGCGCGGACUGUGCUGUUGUUUGUGUUGACCUAUCGCCGCCGCGGCCGCGUAGAGCAGCUGUCAGUGAGUAAACGUUAAAGACAAAAUAAUCGAAGUCAUGGCUCCGGUAUCAAACCCAGACAAAGACAUGGACGUCCCGGACGGCGAUGAUGGAGGUGACACCGGCGGUCUGGCGAAGUCUCGCUCCAGACGCGAGAAGAGGGAGAAGGUGGGAAGGAAGUCUGCACUGGAACAGCUCAAGAAAGCCAAGAGGGGGGAGAAGGUCAAAUAUGAAGUGGAGGAGUUAACCAGUGUAUAUGAGGAAGUGGACGAGGAGCAAUAUUCGAAGAUGGUACGAGAGCGACAGGAGGAUGACUGGAUUAUUGAUGAUGAUGGAACAGGGUAUGUGGAGGACGGGCGUGAAAUCUUUGACGACGAUUUGGAUGAUGAUGUUGUAGAAAACAACAAGGGAAAAGCAAGUGCUAAAGGAGCAGACUCAAAGAAAACUGUGAAGAAAUCUGUCGUAGCCAAGCCUAACACCAUUAAGAGCCUCUUCAUGAACAGUAAUGUCAAGAGGCCUGUUGAGAAAGAUGUGGACCUGUCCAAAGAUGACCUAUUAGGAGAUAUCUUACAGGACCUGCACUCUGAGAAAUUGUCUCCUUUGGCUCCUCCACCAGUGGUCACUCUGAAGAAAAAGAAGUCUCUUGGAUCACCUAUGAAUCCAUUCUCCAUUAAACCUCAAAUGCCAAAGGAGUCACCUUCAGCUACGGGGUUAAAGGCCAAAGUGAUCCGUCCACCACCUUCUGACCUGAGCCCCAGGCCAUCAGCUCGUCCUUCUCCCUCCACACCUGCUCUUCCUCCGGAGAAGCAGAGGGUAAAAGUAGAGAAGCCGGAUGAAGAGGAGGAGAAUGAUGCAAUGGCGUUUGAUGGUGUGGAUUUUGAUGAGCCGAUGGAGGUUGGACUUGAGGAGGAGAAGCCUGCAGUCACAGAGGAUGCUGAGUUUGAAUCUAAAGCAUCAACAGUAGCUGCAGUUAAAGUGGAGCCCAAAGCAGAGCCUCGGGAUCCUAUUCUCUUGUCCAGCAGGAUCGGAAGCUCUUGGGGACAAGAGGAGGGCGGAGUCAGUGAGGCGCCAGCAGAGGUACAGGUUGACUCCAGCAAACUCCCGCUAGUGGAGGGGGCUGACGGCGAGCAGGUUUUCCGCUUCUAUUGGUUGGAUGCCUUUGAAGACCCGUACAGCCAGCCAGGUGUGGUGUACCUGUUUGGAAAAGUGUGGAUCGAGUCUGCAAAGUCUCAUGUCAGCUGCUGUGUUACUGUCAAGAACAUUGAGCGGACCAUGUACUUCCUGCCUCGUGAAUGUAAAGUGAACCCCAAGACUGGGGAGGUGUCAGACACUCCUGUGGGGAUGAUGGAUGUUUACCAGGAGUUCAGUGAGGUCUCUGAGAAGUUCAAGAUCAUGAAGUUCAAGUCCAAGAAAGUGGAGAAGAACUAUGCUUUUGAAAUUCCUGAUGUGCCCAGUCAGUGCGAGUACCUGGAAGUCAGAUAUUCUGCAGAGUUCCCUGCACUGCCUUCUGACCUUAAGGGGGCGACCUUCUCCCACAUUUUCGGUACCAACACCUCCAGUCUGGAGCACUUCCUCCUCAGCAGGAAGAUUAAAGGGCCUUGUUGGCUGGACAUUAAGACACCACAGCUGAUCAGCCAGCCGGUGAGCUGGUGCAAGGUGGAGGCUCUGGCCCUGAGGAGUGACCUGGUCACUGUGGUUAAAGACCUGCCACCUCCACCCAUCACUGUCAUGUCCAUCAGCCUCAAGACUACCCAGAACUCCAAGACACACCACAACGAGAUUGUGUCCCUUGCUGCACUUGUCCACUAUCAGUACCAUAUGGAUAAAGCUCCACCUCAACCUCCUUACCAGACCCACUUCUGUGUGGUCAGUAAACCAGCUGACUGCAUUUUCCCGUACGACUUCAAAGAAGCUGUGAGGAAGAAGAAUGGGAAGGUGGAGAUAGCUGCUACAGAGCGGACUCUGCUCGGCUUUUUCUUGGCCAAAAUGCACAAGAUCGACCCUGAUGUGCUGGUGGGCCAUGACAUCUUUGGUUUUGACCUGGAAGUGCUUCUGCAGAGGAUUAACAUGUGCAAGGUUCCACACUGGUCUAAGAUUGGACGCCUCAGGAGGGCCAAUAUGCCCAAAUUAGGGGGUCGUGGUGCCUUCGCUGAGAAGAGUGCAACCUGUGGCCGUCUGGUGUGCGAUGUAGAGAUCUCAGCCAAGGAGCUGAUUCGCUGUAAAAGUUAUCAUCUGACUGAGCUGGCUGGACAGGUGCUGAAGACGGAGAGAGUUACAGUCCCCCAGGAGGAAAUCAAAAAUCUCUACAGUGACUCUCCACACCUGCUCUACCUGUUGGAGUUGACAUGGACAGACGCCAAGCUGAUCCUCCAGAUCAUGUGUGAGCUCAACGUGUUGCCUCUGGCCCUGCAGAUCACCAACAUCGCUGGCAAUGUCAUGUCUCGUACUCUGAUGGGUGGUCGCUCUGAGAGGAAUGAGUUCCUGUUGCUUCAUGCCUUCCAUGACAAAAAUUACAUUGUCCCUGACAAACCCUCCUUCAAAAAGGCCCAGCUGGAGAUGGCCGAAGGAGAAGAAGAUGUGGACGCAGGCAAAGGCAAACGGAAGAAGAAGGCAGCCUAUGCUGGAGGUCUGGUGCUGGAUCCUAAAGUUGGUUUCUAUGAUAAGUUUGUGCUGCUGCUUGACUUCAACAGCCUGUAUCCGUCAAUCAUCCAGGAGUUCAACAUCUGCUUCACCACUGUACAGAGGGAGGCUCACAAUGCACAGAAGAAGAAUGAGGAGGAUGAGCCGGAGGAGAUUCCCGAGAUUCCAGAUUCCAGCUUAGAAAUGGGAAUCCUGCCAAAGGAAAUCAGGAAGCUGGUUGAGCGGCGUAGACAAGUCAAACAGCUGAUGAAACAGCAAGACAUCAACCCAGACCUUUACCUGCAGUAUGACAUCCGUCAGAAAGCUCUGAAGCUGACUGCUAACAGUAUGUAUGGAUGCCUGGGAUUCAGCUACAGCCGUUUCUAUGCCAAGCCACUUGCUGCCCUGGUCACACACAAGGGUAGAGAGAUUCUGAUGCACACAAAAGACAUGGUUCAGAAGAUGAAUCUGGAAGUCAUCUACGGAGAUACCGAUUCCAUUAUGAUCAACACCAACAGCAAGUCUCUAGAGGAAGUCUACAAACUUGGGAAUAAGGUGAAGGCAGAAGUAAACAAGCUGUACAAACUGCUGGAAAUCGACAUCGACGGUGUGUUUAAGUCGCUGCUGCUACUGAAGAAGAAGAAAUACGCAGCCUUGAUUGUGGAGAAUCAUGGCGAUGGACAGCACAGCGUCAAGCAGGAGCUCAAAGGCUUGGACAUUGUUCGCAGAGAUUGGUGUGACCUGGCCAAGGAAUGUGGAAACUAUGUGAUUGGUCAGAUCUUGUCAGACCAGAGUCGUGAUGUCAUUGUAGAGAACAUCCAGAAACACCUGGUGGAGGUGGGAGAGAAGGUAGCAGGUGGAGCCAUACCUCUCAACCAGUAUGAGAUACACAAGGCGCUGACCAAGGACCCUCAGGACUAUCCAGACAAGAAGAGCCUCCCACACGUCCAUGUGGCCCUGUGGAUCAACUCUCAGGGCGGUCGCCGGGUCAAAGCUGGAGAUACAAUCUCUUACAUCAUCUGUAAGGAUGGCUCUACGCUUGCAGCCAGUCAGAGAGCCUAUGCCUUAGAGCAGCUCCAGAAGCAGGAGGGUCUCAGUCUGGACACUCAGUACUACCUGGCCCAGCAGAUUCACCCUGUGGUGUCUCGCAUCUGUGAUCCCAUUGAGGGCAUCGACAGUGUGCUCAUAGCCACGUGGCUGGGUCUGGACCCCAGCCAGUUCCGUGCCCACCAGCAGUACCAGAGAGAGGAGGAGGCUGACGGCAUGCUGGGAGGCCCGGUCCAACUGACUGAUGAAGAGCGCUACAAAGACUGUGAGAGGUUCACUUUCACCUGCCCUCAGUGUGGCACUGACAACAUCUACGACAGCGCCUUUGAAGGAGCUGGUUCGAAGUUGGAGCCCAGCUUGUUGCGAUGUUGCCACAUCCCCUGUGGGAGCCACCCCAUCGACUAUGCCGUUAACAUCAGCAACAAACUGUUACUUGACAUCCGUCGCCACAUCAAAAAAUACUAUUCUGGCUGGUUGGUGUGUGAGGACCAGGCCUGUCAGAACAGGACCAGACGUUUGCCCAUCGCCUUCUCCCGCCAUGGACCCAUCUGCCCUGCCUGCACCAGGGCGACUCUCAGACCUGAGUACUCCGAGAAGGCCCUGUACAACCAGCUCUGCUUCUACAGGUUCAUCUUUGACUGGGAUUAUGCUGUUAACAAAGUGCUACAGGGUGAUGAGAAAAAACAAGCUAACUGCUGGCGGACUGAAAAGGAAGUGUAUCGGAGGCUGAAGGAAGUGCCAGACAAAGCCUUGGCUACCAGCGGCUACUCGGAGAUUAACCUGGCCAAACUCUUCCAGGCCUUCUCCUCCCUCAAGUAAAACAACACACACACAUCUGUAAAGACACCACCGCCAAGACGCUUCCACAUCAGACUCAAAGCUGGAGAUUUGCACAUUCAACCACAUCUGUUUUCUCGGUUUUCACUAUCCAAAUAUAUCAGCAGGACAGAUAAUUUUAGGCCGCGGUCUGCUAACCUCCAUAUCAUCCUCCCUGAAACUAAUGGGCUCGUUGUGUGGCUUAAAAUCCAAUCACACCUUUCUCCUCCUCCAGUUUCUUCACAUAGACACUGUCCACAUGCACACACACACAAACUUAUGGCUUCACCCCAUCACCCUGACUCUGUAUGGUAAAGGGGAGUCGCAAUCAUACCUAAAUGACCGUCUAUUGUGUGUGUUUGGAGGCUAGCUGUGCCCAGAUGUGUGUGUGCGUGCGUGCGUGCGUGCGUGCGUGUGUGUGCGUGCGUGCGUGAGUGAGUGUGUGUAAAAAUGACUUAUACUCAGAGUAGCCAGAAUACUCCAAAAGCCGCUAAUUAGCCAAUGAUAGUGACCCUGGCCACUAAGACCACUGGAUGCCUGCAGCGAUCGGACACUUGUUCUGAUUACCACCAUUCAUCCCGAGUGUGUGUGUGUGUGCGUGCCUGUGUGUGUGUCGGAUCAGAGAAUGAAAGAAAGGAGUAAGGAGGAUGCAGGGAGUGACAGGGUGAAGGAGGCCACACGCGCUGCUCCCUCACUCUUUUGUCUCCGUAUCGAACAGCUGAUCUCCUUCUCCUCCUCUGCCUCUGUUUAACUGAUGUCAUUUCAUCCAUUUCACCCACACCCCCCAAACCCACCCCCACCCUCCCUCCUCUGUUCAGAUUGUGUUUUAAUGCGUGUAAUUUUCUAUGUAUCCAAUUUGUGUUGCUCAGGAGGGUUUAUGUAAUGAUUUUUUUUGUAAUAACUAGAAUAUUUCAUGUUGGGUAUUUUGAUAUUGAUGAGAAUCUUUUUGAUACUGAAACCUCAAUAAAAAGCUUAAUGGAUAAGAUGUUAAUCUUGUGUUAUUUGCCAUGUGGGGGAUGAUGAUGAAAUGGGUGAAUAGAUAUCCAGUAGUGUUUCCUGUGUUACCACUACACACUAUAAUAGAAUAAACAUGCUAUGAAAGUUAAGUUUGAAAAAAGAAAAUGGGGAAAAAUCAACAAAAUAUCCCCAUUUUAUAGAACUGGUGCGUCUAGAUAGUUAAAUUAAGAGUCCCUUAGCUUCAUUUAGAACCAUAUUUAAAGAAUAUUUCCUAUUGUCAACAAAUCCCAUGAAAAGACCAAAAGAAACCAUGAAGUGAUCUUGCUAACUACAUGUUGCAGAGCUCUAUUGUUGUCCAAAAACUAUGAAAACCACAUCAGUGAGUCUUUCUGUCACACUGGGUGACAUGUUCUUUGAUUAAUAUAAACAUGUGCACUGUGGGUUAUUUAAAGUCAAGCCACAUGCACUGUCCUGUUGCUUUGAAUACUUGCUAAUGCACCAAAUCUGUAUUAAUCCACAGCUGAAAAUAGUCCCCAACAAAUGCACUGCUUAUUCUUGUUUGAGUAAUGUUUGCUAAAAACUACAGUGCCCAGCUGUUUUAUGAAAUCACUGUGCCUUUAAAAAAAAAUGAAACUGCAUCUUUGUGUCCUGUUUUUAAAGAUUUACAUCUUUUGGAUGGGUGUGUGAACUUGGCUCGACACAUCACUGGUUUAGGUCCUUUCAUGGCAUUUGUUGGCAGUAAGAAGAAUAGACACAGUCACCAGCUUAAACCUUUAAAACAUAGAUGUGAUUUAGUGAGUUUUACUUAUUACUCAGGUGGAGUAACAGCUGCUGUUGACUUCUGAGAAAUUUCUAAACAAGAAUGGAUGAUAUGGAUAAAGUCCCAUUUUAUGGUAUAUGUAAUUUUAUAUCUCAGUACUGUGAUAUAGCACAUUUUGUAGAAAAUCAACUGAGGAACUUAUAGUAAAAAAGAAAAAACACUUUUGUCUAAUUUAAGGAACAUUAAAGGGACAACUCUAAAAUAUCUGACAUUAUAUACAGAUAUACAUAUUGUCUGAUUGUUUUACACUUUCUAAAUACUGUAUGUAUUUCCUCUGCUGUAGUUAAAGUUCAGUCUGUACCUUGCUACUUGAAGUGUUUCGCCAUUUUCCUCCAAGAAUUCUCCUUUGUGUUAAUACAGUCAGGGGAUUUUUACUCCAUCCUGCGGUGUGCAUUUCCAUAAACACUGCACGCCUCACAAAUCACUUCAAACCACUGUGACUUGUGAAGGCAACCUUAAGUGGGCUGAACACUUAAACCGUGAUUCACUAUGCAAUGGAUAGAACAGUCUGUGUGUGAGAGAAAGUGUCUCGGUGCAUUUGCAGCCUAUUGCUCAUAACUUUACAUAUUUAUUAAAUCAUAUCAGCUCAAC